Messenger RNA from Dromiciops gliroides (monito del monte), 1444 nucleotides. RefSeq names its product myeloid derived growth factor (gene MYDGF). The record is from RefSeq and is a predicted model, not a curated record. Gene Ontology annotation, biological process: positive regulation of endothelial cell proliferation; positive regulation of angiogenesis. Lineage: Eukaryota; Metazoa; Chordata; Mammalia; Microbiotheria; Microbiotheriidae.
AACCCCGAGGAGCCCCCCAAUUCUAAACCUGGGGCAGGCCUACAGUCCGCUCUGAUGCCUGCCCCGGCUUCAGAUCACCUCCUUCACACCCAAGAUGGCGGCCCGGCGGCGGGGGAGGGGAGAGCCAGUCACGUGGCCAGCGCUAGCUCUGACGUGGAUUCUGUCCCCCGCCCGCCCCGCGGCCCGCUUAACGUGUCCCUCUCGGCGCCCCGUCAGCGUUUUCUUCCCUCCCAGCCUCCGGCCCGAAUGGCGGCGCCCAGCGGCCAUGGCGGCCUCGGCGCCCCCGGCCCACGCCCCUGGGCCUCACUCCUCCUGCUCCUGGCGACGGCGGCCGCGGCAGCGGGGGGCGGCAGCGAAGGGGACCGCGCCGUGGAGUUUGACGUGCGGCCCGGCGGGGUGGUGCACUCCUUCUCGCAGAGCCUCGCGAAGGCGGGAGGGCACACCUGCACAUUCACUUAUGCUUCUCAAGGUGGGACUAAUGAGCAAUGGCAAAUGAGCCUGGACCUCAGCGAUGACAGCCAACUCCUCACCUGCAUCGUUUGGAGGCCCCAGGGAAAGUCCUACCUGUUCUUUACUCAGUUUAAGGCAGAAGUGCAGGGAGCAGAGGUGGAAUACGGCAUGGCUUAUUCUAAAGCUUCAACUGGAAAAGAUGCAGAUGUUCCCCUGAAGCCUGAAGAAUUUGAAGUGACCAGCACAGCAGUGACCCACAGGCAAGGAGCAUUCCGAGCUGAACUGUCUAAAAUUGUGAUAGUGGCCAGAACAGGCCAUGCUGAACUGUGAUCUGAAGCCUUGUCCGAAGUUUGUCUUGUCUUGUCUCUACUGACGUGCCCGGAGGGGACUGUCUUGGGCCGGUUUCCUAGGGGAUAUUGUCAUGGUUUGCCACACAGAUGUCUACAUUGUUGUACUUGGGGUGUUAAGGCCAGGACUCUGCAGGUGUAUGGCUCAGAAGCCUCUCUUCCAGGCCCGCAGGAGUGGCCCAGAUCCCUGGCCUGCCCUCAGACAGCCUGUCACUGCUUUUCCUUCCAUACCUCAUGGUACUUCUGUUCUAGACAAGAGUCCUUUGAUGCUUCCUCUUGAGGGGAGGUCAGAGGAGGGCCAAAACAAAUGGGCCCAAGGCUGACUCAGCAUCACUUCAGUUUCACAAGAACGUAUUCGCCUUCCUGCCCAGAUGGGCACCUCUGUCCAGGGAGGGCAUAGCCCUUUUUGCCCCCAGACGAGGGGGAUCCAACUAUCUGCUGCCACAUGCCCAGGUCUGAAACUAUCGGUAUGGGGAAAGGCAGCUUGACUCUGACACAAACAGAAAUCCAGCCAACUUGUUCUGUCUCUUCAGGACUACUUUCCUAUGUCUAGCCCAUUUGUUUCCUUGUAGAUUGACUGUGAAGGGAAUUCAACAUUCUUUCAUGUCUAAAUAAAUGAUGGGGGGCAGGGCAGGGUUAAAAACUAA